UAAUUGUAGGUAAGUCAUCUUCGGCAAUUCCGUAUUUAACGCAAUAUAGUCUACCAAGACAUGAGGUUUUAGCAUUACCAACAAGGAUACUCAAGUUAAUUACAGACUGCUCCAAGGGAACUGUUAGGGUUAUCAUGAAAAGUGCAGCUCAAGUACCCCAGGCUCCUGCACGAUUGGACCCUACCAGUGGCAAAAAUGGUGCUCUGACGGUGGUUCAAGGGCCCAUGCAUGCACGUCAUGGUCUCUCUAGAAGGGUCAGUUACAGAGUUAACACUUGUAACAAAGCUGGAAGACUGAAAGACCAGACGAAAAGACAGCUGGUACAGAAAUUAUUCUCCCUCUGGAUCCGGAAAACGUUUGGUCUAGUUCAUCCGUCUGAAGCUAGGACACAUUACCAACAUAGAGUUCUACGAAAUGCAUUUGCGGUAUGGAAAGGAGAGUGGUGGGUCACCAGGAGGGAGUGGAGACUGUGCAUGAGAGCCGAAUGUCACUAUAGGUACCGACUGUUUAACCAAGUUUUCAUCAACUGGCAGCAGUUUGUGGCUAUGCAAAGAGAGCGCAAGGAGAGAAUUCAAAUGGCAGCCAUCUACGUUGAAGGGCGUUGUCUGCGCUUGGCCUGGGAAAGAUGGAGAUCGUAUCUGGAGAUGCAAAGGAUUAAACAUAACCGUCAAAAGGCCGCUCAGAAGCUGUGGGAGAAUACUGCCCUAAGGUCUGCGUGGAUGCUGUGGAGUGGGUGCUUGCAGCGCCAGGACAGACAGCACGUCUUGGAAGAGUGUGCCCUGCAGCACUGGGCACUGUCACUGCAGAGCAGGGCUUGGCUGCAGUGGAGAGAAGUGUAUGUGCAGGCCUGCAGUCUAAGAGAGGGGGAGACCAGAGCCUCUCUGCACCACAAUCAUGGGCUCCAGAGAAGGACUCUGUUCGCUUGGACCAGCUACCUUUAUUAUCGGCAAGCCAGGAAGGAGCAGGAAGUUUCAAGCGAACACAUGAGGCAUCGCGUGGUCUUGAGGAGGUAUUGGAGUACAUGGCAAGACGAGUUGUCACACAGACAGAAUGAGAGGGCUACAUGGGAGGCUGCCUCUGCUCUGGCCCUCCAACGUGUCCAGCGCCGGGCCCUGCAUUGCUGGAAAGGCUAUACGAACCAGUGUUUGGAAGAGGCAGAGAGAAACCAAUCUGCCUGUGAGCACUACAAACAGCACCUGAUGCGCAUGGGAUUGACACUUCUGACCCUGAAUGUAUCUCAGCGCAAGGCUCAUCAAAUUAACAAGAAUGUUGCACUCCAGCAGUAUCGGCACAGUGUCAUUGCUAAGUAUUGGAAUCGCUGGCAGGAAUGUUACGAGGAAAUUGAAGAAAGGAACCAUCAACAAGAAAGACAUACCGCACUCACACACUACAGCAUGUCUCUGCUGAAUAAGACCCUGCAUUUCUGGAGAAAGCGCUUCACUGAAAAUAGAAUUGGGAAGGAGAUGGAGCUCAGGGCAGACUGCUAUUAUGCAAGAUGGGCCCUUCCACAAUUUUUUGACUUCUGGAAAGAGUAUGUCGCGCAGAAGAAGGAAACCCGGGGGAGGAUGGGGGCAGCAGAGGCCCAUGUUCAGCAGAGGGUGUGUACCUGGGUAUUCUACACCUGGUUGGCUCGAUCAGAAGAACAAAGGGACAAACGGUUGGCAGAGAGGAUGGCGGUGUUACAUGCAGACCGGUCUACUUUGCUCCGGGUCUUUGUCAACUGGCAGUCCAGAGCAGACUGGGAGAGGGAGGAGAGGGACAAAUGCCAAGCUUCAGAGAGACUGUACCUGCACACACUGCUUCACAAAACCCUGCGGCAAUGGAGAGACAACAUUGCCCUAAUUCAAUCAGGAAGAGAAAAUGAGCAGCGGGCUGUGACACAUAACCAUCUACUCUGUGCUCAAAAGGCCUUCACAGGCUGGAGAAAGUAUGUUCAAGACGGGAGAGGGAAAAAGAGAAGGCUUGAGAAAUUUGACCACUACCACCAUGGAAAACUGUUGGCACACACACUACAUGGCUGGAAGGAGUACCACCACACGGCACAACAGGCCAACCACAUUGCAGAGGAGCGUCAGAGACUCCAUCAUCAAAAUCUUUUGAGGAAAGCAUUGUACACAUGGAGGGGGAAUGUCACCCUAUUGAUGAGAGAAAAGGCCAAAGAGAAUAGAGCUUCUAAGCAAUACCAACUCAUUCUUCUGUCCAAGGUGCUGCUGAUGUGGAGGGAGGCCACUGUUUGCGCUAUUUACUCCCGUCAUCAACAGGAAGAGGAACUGACGGUAGCACAGACUCACCUGCACAGAGUGGGUUUGCAACAGAUGUUUCAGCGUUGGAGGACACAAGGCCAGGAGGUUCGGCAGGAGAGACUGAGCAUGGAAAGGGCUGGGCAAAAUCACCAAACUGCUCUCCUCCGCAGAUGCCUUGGGGCUUGGGUUCGGCACUACCGCCAGCACCAACGCAGAAAGGUAAUGCAAGAGCAGUCCAACUGCUUACUGCAGCUCAGGACCUGUCUGCGCUACUUCACCUUCUGGAAAAGACAGCUGCGGCUUAGAUAUGAAGAAUCUGUGCGUACAGAUGUGGCUCUCUGGCACUGGUCAUUCAAACUGCUUGCCAAGGUAAUGGAGGCUUGGAGGUGCUGGGUGUCAGAGCAGCAGCGGAAGCAGGACCGGCUUGCACAUGCAGCCCAGUUUCACAGAGAUCAGUUAUUGAGGGAGGGUGUGGCGUGUAUCCUGUCCCACACAGCAGACAUGCACCACUUCCGUAUCAGUGUGGCACUGCAGAGCCAGGAACAGAGUGCCCGGCGACUGCAGGGUGUGGUGUGGCGUUGUGCUAUGCUGUGGAAGCAGCGUGUCCUGGGUGAGCCCGGCAGAAGUUGGGGCAAGAAUCGCAAGAAGAGUGUCUCCUUCUGUCUGCCACUGCCCAUCCCCACUCCAGGGAGCACCAGUGAAGACGACACAGUGGGGCGAGCUAUUGAACAUGGGCCAGCAGGCCACACGUCUGACCAACUAUUUUCGGUGUGCACAUCCAGGCUGCAGCCACGACGGCCUGAGCACCUUUUGAAGGCCCUGGACAAAGAAUCGCCCCAUAAAUCUGAACCUCACAAAUCUGUGCUUCACACAAACAAAAGUGCCCAGGUGUUGUCGUCCCCACCUAGCACUGCAAAUCCCAUUCAAACAAAGGGCCAGGCUACCCCUCCAGCCCCAGAAAUAUUCUGCUCACCUGCUACUGCACAACAACAACUGUCAGGCCACCAACACCACUCUACAAACCAGGAAGUCCUGCUACCUCCCUCCUCCUUCGUGACAUCUGGAGUUCAUAUAGAACUGCAACACAGCACAUCAACAUUAAUGGCCCAGCCUGGGCACAGCCAUUCAGACAUUUUGCAGUUGCCAAAGAAGUUCACCAUGUGCCAGAAAGCUGCUCCCACAGGUUCUGUGUGCAAGGAACGUAAACAGACGGAUUCCAAGCUGGUUGACCAACAGCCCUACUGUCACACCAGCACUUCUCUUGGCAAAGAGCUUCUCAGCAUUCAACAGAAAAUGCAUCAUUAUCAGAGUGAGAAGAGGCAGCUGCAGGCCUGGCGUAGACUUUCAGACGUGUUGAGGAGCUGGUUAAAUACCAGUGCAAGUGAGGAUGAGACCGAGUGCCAUUCAACUCGCCUGGAGCUUGAGGAGCUGGAGGCCCGGAUGAGUAGAUUGGCCACCUGGUUGGAGAAAGAGAAGCCAGUGAUGCAAUGCUAUGCUGCCAGGAUUCACAGCAUUUCUAGUAGCCUUCAGGAGAGCAAUCUUUGAAAAGAUUUAACCAGGGUCCUGUGUGCUACCAGUGUGUAUGAUGGAAGGCAAAAUUACAGUUGCCCUGAUAUAACUAGAGGGAAAGUAAUUAAACUCCCAGUAACAGAAACGGCAAGCCAUCUCUCCACUUUCUCACCUAUGUUUGUAGUUUUACAAGUAUGAGGAUUUGGCAGCAUAUUUGUGGCAUUGAAAUGUAUUUUUAUUAGGUUAUAUUAUGUUAUACAAAUGACAUUUUUUUGUAACAUUUCACUGGGUUUCAUAUAAAAUGUAAAAAACAACCUGUACCUGUGUGUGGUGAGCUUCUUGUGUCCAAGGGUUCAGCCACUCAGUUACAAAAUACUACUGGUAUUGUAAGAAACAAUACAUUCCUUAUUAUAGAUUAUGACUGAUCAGUUGAGAAAUUAUGUUGAAAUCAAUGCUGCGGCAAAAACAAUGAUGGAGUAACCCCAUCUUCCUUCCGAUGUGAACCCCAUCACCCAAAUAUUUUAUAUACAGGCUUCAGAACAUAUUCAGCCUUAACUUUUGCAUACUUUAUUGUGUUAUUGUGUUGUUGAUUUAUUUAUCAACCUAUAAUGACAAAGAUCAUAAUCAUUUUGUUUCAGGUACCUGUGAUUGUAGCAAAAACACACUUAAGAAUUACUCUUGAGAAUAUUUCAAGCCUUAUUUAAGAGAAAGUGUGGUUGAUAGCUGCUUAUAAAAAAUAUUUCAUUAUUUCUGUAAUAAAAAGAAUCCUAUGGAAAAGCA
Messenger RNA from Conger conger (European conger), 4532 nucleotides. RefSeq names its product SFI1 centrin binding protein (gene sfi1). Gene Ontology annotation, molecular function: phosphatase binding. The record is from RefSeq and is a predicted model, not a curated record. Lineage: Eukaryota; Metazoa; Chordata; Actinopteri; Anguilliformes; Congridae. Bases 135 to 3788 code for a protein of 1217 amino acids. The transcript has 33 exons.